AUGGCGGUGUCGUCCGAUUUGAAGUUCGUACUAUUGGAAAUACUACCGACGCCUGAACUGAUGGCGCAAGGACGGGAGCUCCGUAUCCAAAAUCACCUGGAGAUGGUUCACGAUUGCAUCUGGGCCCUCAAUGCGGUGAUCAUAGAUGCUCAGAUUCGAGCGUUGAAGGAGCCGGAGGUGGAGGAGUGGGUGAACGACGUCGGGAUAGCCGUCGCGGACGUUGAAGACCUGCUCCGCAGCAUCCUUAGCUGGCAACCGAGGGGAGCGGCGGCAUCCAAUCUCUUGCCGUGCUCCUUCCCCAACGUCGACGGAGUAGCAUCGCGCCAUGCUAUUCUACUAGAGCUGGAGGAGAAGGCACGCAGGUUGAAUUACCUCGUGAGGAGGGGGUCUUCGCUAUGUCUUCGAAAGGAGAUGAUGGAUUCUACAUAUCCACGACGAGAAGACGAAGAAGCAAAAAAAGAGUAUUUCACCAUCUUGAGAGAAGAGGUGGUGGGAAGAGACGAAGAUGUAGAAAAAGUCAUAAAUAAAAUCCGUUGGAAGCGGCAACAACGAUCCCACAAUGUGCAUGAUGAUGAUGAUGAUGAUGAUGAUGAUGAUGAUGAUGAUGGGCCUUUGUUCUUCAUCCUAUUCGGUAAUUAUAUGGUGGGGAAGACGUCCGUCGCUCGCUUGGUUUACCACCAUCCAUGGGUCAGCAAGCACUUUGAUCGUCGAGUCUGGAUUGAUGGGUCCAAAGUAUCUUCCUUCGACGCCAUGUGGGUCAUCAAAGAAUUUAUGAGAUCGAUAGCUGGGGAGCCAUGCGAGGACGUCUGGCUGUUUUAUGAUCGAUUCGGUGGAAGCCACAGAUACUUAAUCAUCCUAGAUGACUUCUUUAUUGGGUUGGAUGAGCAGGACAAGUUCUUUCAAUUGGAGUACUUUUUCCUUCUCAUGGGUGAACCGGGCAGCUUAGUGAUGCUCAUCGGUGAUUACAAUCUCGAUGAUAUAUUUUUUUUACGUUCACGACAUGGUUUCUUAAGACAAUCUGUUAAUACUAUAUCGGAAGACAAUUGGGUAAAAUUAUUCAUGAGACACGCACUGAGCCAUCCUGAUCAGGCCGGGGUAGUGGAGGAAUGGAUGCUAGUUUCAUUCGCCCGGAGACUUCAUCGUUAUUUCAGUUUGUAUCCUCUGUAUGCCAAGAUGUUGGGAUUGAUAUUUAGAUACACCGAGACGAGUCGAUGGCAAGAAGAAAUAGAUGCUCUGUGUAGGACGGAGCAAAUAGAAUACAAUCAGCAUUUGAAUUUGAUGUUUCUAUAUUAUCUUUCUCCAAUAUUUGCACGACAAUGCCUGUAUCAGUUGUUGAUUCCACAUGAUUACAUCUCUGGCCACGUUGACUUGUUGCACGUGCUCGCUGCUGAAGGCAUUCCACGCAAAGAGAAGACAAAGCCUACAACAUCAAUAGAAUUGAUGAAAAGUGCCUCAGAGCGGCUUAACUUGAGGGCGAUGUUUGACAUCCCCCCCCAUCUCAACUUUUCCCGCGAAGAGAUGACAAAGAGUACAAUAAAAUUGAUAAGUAAUGCCUUGGAGCGAUGCUGCUUCCGGAUGAGGGUUGGUCGAGAUUCUACAAUCUCACAACAAUGCAUUCAUCUACACUUACUCGUGGAUUCCCGUGCAUCUGCAUUUCCCACGACCUUAUCUGCAAAAGUAAACAACAAGUUGAGAACCCUAUCUUUGCAUAGGGAGGAGGAGAUGGUUCUUAAACAACAGCCAUGCCAGAUCACAGGUAUCCCGGCAGCCAUGUUUGCAAAUCUCAUACAUCUACGCAUCUUACAUUUAGGGGCUACAAGGAUCCAACGACUUCCUCACACGGUUGGUAAGUUGUUGAACUUGAGAUACCUCAACCUUUCUAUGAGUGAAAUCCAGGUACUUCCUAUAUCCUUUUGUAACCUUGGAAAUUUACGAGUUCUAAAUCUAUCUUGGUGUGAGAAGCUUUUGAAACUACCAGGACAGAUCCACAAUCUUAGGAGUCUACGAAUCAUGAAGCUAGCUUUUUGUGCAAGGCUUCAUAGGCUACCCAAAUCCAUCACUAGUCUUGUAAAUCUACAAGAGUUGGACCUUGAAGGUUGUCAUGGCCUCGUGGAGUUACCUGAGGAUUUUGGUAAUCUGAGAAAAUUGACAAACCUGAAUAUGAUCAAGUGUGCCUCUUUGACACAAAUGCCCAGUGGAUUAGAGCAAAUGCAUAACCUCCAAAAGUUGUCUGGGUAUUCGAUCCGUAAAGUCGGUAGGAUUGAAGAUGUCAUCUCAGAGUUGCAACCUCUAAUAGUCCUCGAGGAACUUGAUAUAUGGAACCUUCAAGUUGUCUCAAACCCAACGGAUGCCUUGACCCCUCCAAUGUUACUGCAGGACAAACUUCCAAAGCUCAAACGUUUGGCACUGCAUUGGAAAUGGUAUAAUGUGGAUGAUGUCGAGAUAGCUUCUGAUGUCAUAUCGCUACAAGUACUUGAGGGCCUCCAACCUAAUAUAUAUUUGAGCAAACUAGAGAUAACUUCGUAUGUUGGUAAAGAAUUCCCGAGAUGGAUAAAAGAGGCGAAUCUCUUUUCCUAUAAUUUGGAGGAGAUCAGAUUGGUCAACCUCCGGAGAUGUGAAAGGCUACCACCACUUGGGCAUCUACCUUAUAUAAGAAUUCUUGAGAUAAGCGGCAUGGAUUUAAUCACUGUUGUGAAUGAAACAUUCUAUACUCCUGAUACUUUGACAAGUAUAAGUUUAGAUAAACUUAUUUUCUCUGAAAUGCCUCGGCUAGAAAAAUGGGCAGAACCAAGAGAAGGAAAUGCUGAAUGGGUCAUUAAAGAAUUGACACUGAUCCAGUGCCCAAAAUUGAGGACAUGGGAGACGGACGUGGGGGUGAGAAAGUUGAACAUUUGGUUGAACAAUGAGAUGCUAUGGCAUUGUCGAUCCGUGGGUUGGCAGAGACUCAUCGAGGGUAUUCACGAGUUGACGAUUGUUGGAUGCCAAGAGCUGAUGUGUUUGCCACCAGUUUUACGGUCGAUACCAUGGUUCUGGGAGUUGACCAUUAUUCGCUGCAAUAAAUUGAUCUCUAUACCAGAUUGGCUCGUAGAAAAAGAAUUUCUAAAAUCUUUGUUUAUAUCUGGUUGCCCUGAGCUGUCAUACAUACCACCGAAACUCAAAAGACGGUCAGAUCUUCGACUACAACAUAGUGGUUGUCCCAAGCUACGGUUCUAA
Molecule: messenger RNA, 3213 nt
Organism: Musa acuminata AAA Group (dessert banana)
Lineage: Eukaryota; Viridiplantae; Streptophyta; Magnoliopsida; Zingiberales; Musaceae
Product: disease resistance protein RGA2-like
Exons: 2
Coding region: 1-3213 (1070 amino acids)
Molecular function (GO): protein binding
Source: RefSeq, a predicted model, not a curated record